GCGUUCUGCCACUACGACCUGCCACGGCUCGCGACUGGUCCAACCAUGUCUUCCCUAUCGCAUCUACGCGCGACCAUCCGCUCCAUCCUCAGCCCACAUGGUCCUCAGCAUGGGGAGCAAGAGUUCUUCGAGGAGCUGAUGGCUCAUCAGCAGGACCUGUUGAGAAUGUACGACGUUGGUCCGCGAAGCCAACAAGAACAGCACGAGCUCGAAACAGGCGGCGGCAGACCGCUGUCAGUGAAUGCUAACUUUGUGCGACAGGCUCUCUUCAUCUCACAACAACUGGAUUGCUCCGAGCGCUUUGUCUCUGGUCUGCUCCAAGGUGUGAUAGCAGAGAAUCCCAAUCUCUCUGAAGAACACUGUAUCGAAGCAGCCAUCGUCGCGUUUCACCGACGGCGCCGCGAUCUCGCCGACUGCAUGCGCUACAUCCUCGAAGCUGCCGAGUUAGGAACCAGCGGAGGUGCUGCCCACGAUCUCUACACGAGAAUCAACGUGUUCGUCUGUGAACACCUGCUUCCAAGCAUUGACGCUGCGUCGAUGCCGCCAUUACCAUCGAGGAUAUUCAAUCAAUUGCUCGCCUUGAGCAGCGAGCUUUCAAAUGUCCAGAAAGCAAGGCAAAACGCACGGAGCGAUACAGUGGCACCGUCUGCUCAAGGCACGAGCGGGUCUUUGGGCGUAGAUAUCCUUACGCUACGAUGCGACUCUCUGAAAUAUGAGCGGCGCACGCUCGCAACAGCAUUGUACCAUCUAGGUCGCCUAGGCUAUAUCCCACCAUCCGAACUCCACACGAUUAUCGAGUGGUUGAUGUCGAAUCCUCCACGCCCCAUGACGCAUUAUGUUCUCGCUACCGUGCUUGCUGCAUUCGACCUGCUCGAUCCCGAUACUUUUUUGGGACAAGUGCGACAGGAGCUCAUCAACGACCAGCGAUUCGUGGAAUACAUGUCGAAAAGGCUUGGUCCCGCCACCCAAUGGAAGGAUCCCGGGCUGAAGGCGACCAUCCUGCUGAAGUGGACACUUUUCUUGACUGACUGGCGCCGUCGAGCACCAGAAUUGGAGAAUCAAGAAGGAUUCCGUGCAGAUGAGCUCGAGACUCAAAUAUGGAAUGCCGUCCAGGGUGAUUGCUUCACUUAUCUUCUCCGCUUGGUCGCGCAAAUGCAAAAUAAACAUUCGUCAUACGCAUCUACCUCCUUCGCGGCAAACAUUCUCGCUCAACCGGAGCCAGAUUCUCCAGUAGAACUACCAGCAGGAGACUUUAAGCCGUUUCUCCUUGAAGCCUGCGAGGUUCUACUGCGUUCGCUCAUCACCCAGGCGUCCUCAGAAUUGCGCAAGAUCAAGCAGCGACAAGAGGACCUGCUCCUUGCGGGCACGCGCGGGGACCGCUCGCGACUGUUUCGUUCGACUCAUGGACACCCUGGAUCGCGCCUCUCCGCAAGCCAGGGCCCCGAGCCUGAGCGGCCCAGCGCUCCACCACGCAAUGACACAGCGGUCCUUUUCACCCUAAUCGGUUUACUCUAUUCAUUACUACCUCCGGAAAGGGCCCUCCAUUUCUGGGGUGCCGGCGGAGUCCUCGAGGGGAGGCGGACGACGUACAGCGAGAUCGUAGAGUCAAACUCUGGCAAGCUACCAAUGUUUCUCCAGUGGGCGGUCUGGUCGACCCAGGCACGUGACGUCGACAUGCUAGCGGCACUGUAUGAUAUGCUGGGGGGGCUUGCAAAGGGUCAGCAGUGCAGCGAACUUGCGUACAACUUCCUCGCACGCGGUGGAGGAGACGUCGUUCCCGGAAGUUCUCUGCCUUCGACUUCACACCUUGCUACUGCUCCUGCAGUGUCAUGGAACUCCAUCUUUGGCAUACUGGACUCUUGGUUUGUUGCCAGUGCUGGCACCGGUUCCUAUCCCAACCAACCGGCUCAGUCAGGUGCAGGUGUAUCGCAGCCUGGACCGUAUGGUACACAGUCGAUACAGACACAACAGGCCCCACAGCCGACGCAGCAGCUCACAUUCACUCAGAAGGACGUGCUACUUGCACAGGCCUUCCUUCGUCUACUGUCCACAGUGGCGAAUUAUUCCGUAAUUGUCCGCACCACUAUAGCUGGCCAUGCACGAUUCCGCGCGAUCCAGACGCUUGUUUCGCUGAUUCCACUUGGCAUCCCCUUGGAGCUGAAGGGAUCCAUUUUCGACACGUUGUCUUCAUUCUGCCAACCUGGAGCUGGAGCAGCAGGCAUAGAGAUCUGCAGAUCUGUUUGGCAGCUCAUGGAAAGGUUAGAGGUCAUCAACGUACGGGCCAGUAGCCACAUCGGAGGUCCUCUCGCUGCGAUGAAGGGCGUGGAAGUUGAGUUGGAGGAGGUUGAAGCGGUCUACAAGAUGUACCCUUCAACAAUCCCGUUCCUCAAGCUCCUAAGUACACUCAUACACACUCCAAAGAGCAUUCCAUUGCAAAAACGCUUUGCGGAAAGCGAGGAUAUCAACACAAUCCCGGAAUCACUGGGGCAACCUUACCGGCAGCCUGGAAUCGGUCCCUUCUCGUCGUUCGUCAUCGACGAUGUAUUUUCCAAGAUCAACGCUCGAGAAUAUCUGCGACCUACGGAUCGAUGGCGGAUGAACGACCUUUGCUUGUGCUUCAUUGAGCGCUGCCUAGCGAGUUAUGAUCUGGAGUCUCUAUUAACGAAAGUGGACGAGCUCCAACCGAAGGGCGACGAAGUGGUGCAGCUGGCUAUUCACCCAGGAUAUGAUAUAAUGCAGCGCUUGCUCACACAUUCAUCCCUGCAAAGUAACAUCCUGUCCUACCUACUCGAAGGGUUGGAUGGAUUCGACCGGGGCCUUGCCGAAGAAGAACCAUUUUUCCGAACCACCAUCGUCCGCGUGCUGCGAAUCAUUCACCGUGUUUUUGAGAUUCAGGACAUUUUCCUGGACAUCUUGCUCCCAUCACUCGCGGAUGUACAGAGUCUUGCCGACAUUGGCGAAGUACAUCCCGCAUCCUACUUUGUCAGGUUUGACACAGCUCUUUCGUACACCCCAGAACAUGUACCUGCAGUUGCGGCUUAUGUGGCCUAUCCGCGCUAUCCCGAGUUGAAUCUGCUGAGCGUCAAGAUCUUGACCCUUCUAGCAGCAUCUACGUCUCUUUCCCAGCUUCCGCUAUUGAUUGACAAGAGCGCCGAGUCUGCGCGCAUACUGGAUGGUUAUCAAACAAUCAUGGAUAUGGAUGUGCUGGAAGAUGUCGAAGAGACAGAGCUCAUUGCUGAACAGAACACGGGUGCUGGUGCUCCGGAUGUCGACGAGCCGUCGGGCAUCCUUACGCAAGCAAUCCGUCUAGCAAUGCUGGACCUAUUUAUUCAGCACACUCAUUCCAGCCGACCCUAUCCCAACGUGUCUCAUUUGCUUCUAUUCGGCGGUGCUAUCUCUGAAUUCCAGAUUCAAGACCCACACGCUCUAGGUGCCCGGCGCUCGUGCGUGCACUCGAUAAUUGACUUGCUGAAUGAAGGCGUGCCCAAGCUCAGGAGCAAGGGGCGUGCUCGGAAACAUACAGUCUCUGCUAAUCCAUUAUUUGCAACGCUUCCGUCCUUCGCUGAACGAUGCUACCGCGUUAUCUUCCAACUUUGUCAGCAUCCUCGCACUUCCGAAUCUACUAUGCGUUAUCUCCGUACACGCGAAGACUUCGUCACCCGACAUCUUGCUGUCAUCCCAUUCAUGGCACCGUCCACAGACAUUGGGCAAGAUCCUUUCAUCGAGGUGUUGUAUAACGAUGGAUCGCGCGUCAACACAACCUCUAACGACUUUGCUGCAUUCAUGCGACUACGAUCUUGGAUUCUCGACAUGGUCGCAUUGGAAUUGCAUGUCUUGACUAGUAAGGGGCUUAACAAGAGCAUCGCAGAACUAUUGGAGCUCCUGUUCGGCAGCGAGGAAGACUUUCUGGAGGGAGAUCAAGCAACCUCGACCAAUGAUGCGCUACGACCAUUCCGCGAGGUGGGCCAAUCGCACAUCAGAAUCAUCGAGUUCUUGCAAUCGUUAGAUUUCGACUGGUCUGACAGCUUACAACUCCAGCUCCAGCAUGUGGAGUUACAAUUUCUCGGCAAGCUAAACCUGCUGAGCUGCCUCCGUAGCGAUCCGUCAGGGUGUGAAGUUGUAGACCGAAAUGCAGUACUCUCUCUUCUGGCCGUCGCUCGGCGUAACCUCCAUCAUCAAGGUCGCAUAACCACGUCAGCAGAUGCCCAGCAGCUCAACGCUGAGACUUCGUACAUUGUCGAGAGCUGUGCUGUCGAGAAUCAUCGACGAGGAGUCCGAUUCGCCGCCUCGAAUGGUUUCGAUGCGUGGAGGAGACUGCUCGACAUGUGCCUUCUGAAGUGUUUCGAACGGCUACCUCAUGACCGGCGCGAGACUAUGCUUUUUGACCUACUUCAUGCAAUUCCUACUGUCAUGCGGUCCCCUAACGUCGAAGAGUCCGUCUCCAUUUUACUGGCGGAGGCGAUGGAGUCUACCAUCACAAAGUUACGCCAGGACAGGUAUCAUCAAGUCAUUCUCCAGUCUGCUGGUGGGGAUGUGGAAGCUGGGGCGCUUCCUGCAGAACGGCUUUAUGCUCUUCUUCGCAGCAUCUUAGACUGUAUAAUGGACAACAACCGCCAAGAACUGGUCCGCGGCAAUCUGUACGCAUCUCUCAUCCAUUAUUUGCGCCUGGUGACGUCAGCCGACGCCACUGAGCUUGCCGAGAGUGACCAGCCACUGUCCGCUUCUCUUACUGGUUCUAUCAGUCUAAAUGGGUCUGUUUUAUUGCCUUCUGGUCAGCCCGCUGCCCGUUCCAAGCUCAUGGAAGGUAGUUUGACGACCUUGAGAGGCUUCAUGGAUCGUCUGGUCUCCUCCGUCGCUCGUGAUGCUGUUGAUGGGUCCGAUGUGUGGAAGACUAUCUCGUUCAUAUUGCUUGAUUCCCUUGCGAAGCUAGGCCGUCUGGAGAAACAACCAGCGAUACUUAAAGCACUUGCUCGCCAAGGCUUCCUGGCUGGUUUCGUUCGUGGUAUAAAGGAAUCCGACAAACGGCUGCAGGAUACUCUCGCUCCAGAUCCAUCUGAACUGAAUUCGCUCUUCGUUUACGAGGCCAAGAUGGCGCUGUUCAUCCGCAUGUCGCAAAGCAGACCAGGCGCUGAACGUCUGCUGGAGUCCAGAAUUAUUUCAAUUUUGGCCGAUUGCGACUAUUUAGAUGCCAGGCCAGAGGCUGAUCAAGCGUUCAUGGAUCAAGAUACCUUCCUGCCAUCUGCCACUCAGCGGUACCAUCAGCUUUUCCUCCCGGCGCUUCAGCUCCUCAACGGAAUGUUGAUGACGCUCGGUCAUCAGCAUAUAUCGGCCGGGAAUCAGACAUUGCACUUCAUCUCGAGCCACAGAGACACUCUCAUUCUGCUACUUAAGAAUGAGGUUGAUGAAUUCUCAUUGUCUGUCACGGAGGAGCUGCGUCUCCUUGUUUGCCUAUGCACGGACGUCGUGGAUCAAGUGCCGAAGACAGAGUUGCUAUCCAAUUCCGGCUUCGGGCCCAUCCAUGCCGCAAUAUCAUCACUGGCAGCAAGAUGUCUUGGCAACAGACAUUGGUCUGAGCGCAUCACGCCCCAGACGGCUGACGAGCUGGAGAACGCUGGCACUACUAGACCAGGCUUUGGCAAUGAAAGCCAAUUCCGAGUAGACGUGCAUCAGAAGGAUCGUCUGCUCCGCAGAGCUCUGAUUGCUUACCUGGGAGCGGCCAGCGAUUCCACAGAACCGGAUCUGACGGUGGUGCUGUCCCCUUCGAUCAACAACCCGAGACAAGAAGAACGCUCCGGUCGCUAUAUCGCCGUCGUACCCACACUCAGCGACGCGAUUGAGUUGCUGAAUCUCCUGUGUGAUGAUCUAACAAACUCCUUGAAGCGCAUUGUCGACAUAUCUGCCGAGCUUACCUCGCAGGAUUAUAUCAGGGUCGACAGGAUCGAAGAUAUUCUGCCGAUCUCGAAUGCUGACCUUUUGGACAACCUCGACAUGCGGCAGAAGCAGUCUUUGAUCAGCCGCGAGCUUGGCCUCUGGCGCGUCGAUUCCCACCGUUGGACCAUGACUUUGCUCAGCUCGAUGGAAAUGAUGCUCUUGCUCCUUUGGCGGCACCUUGCAUACUACUGUGAGGGGCAACACCUCGAGACGUCCGAGAAGCACAGUUCGAAACUCUACGCGAUGCGCUUAACAAUUCCUGCCGACGUAGAGGCGUUGACAGCGGAGGCAGCACGGAAGUUGUUGCCUGUAUUAGAGCGGCUACGAGGACUAGACUUGAGCGAAGAGACGCUGGGAAAGGACUGGCAAUCAUAUCGAAGCUACAUUGAGAUCAUGACGCGGCGGAUGAAGGACACAAUUGGUGUCACCGAGGGACCGGAGGUCCUCGCCUCAUAA
This is a messenger RNA of Laetiporus sulphureus 93-53, 6387 nucleotides long. RefSeq lists its product as uncharacterized. The record is from RefSeq and is a predicted model, not a curated record. Bases 46 to 6387 code for a protein of 2113 amino acids. Gene Ontology annotation, cellular component: nuclear pore inner ring; nuclear pore. Gene Ontology annotation, biological process: nuclear pore organization. Gene Ontology annotation, molecular function: structural constituent of nuclear pore. Lineage: Eukaryota; Fungi; Basidiomycota; Agaricomycetes; Polyporales; Laetiporaceae. The transcript has 13 exons.